Molecule: messenger RNA, 889 nt
Organism: Theobroma cacao (cacao)
Lineage: Eukaryota; Viridiplantae; Streptophyta; Magnoliopsida; Malvales; Malvaceae
Biological process (GO): aromatic amino acid biosynthetic process
Molecular function (GO): oxidoreductase activity; 3-dehydroquinate synthase activity
Source: RefSeq, a predicted model, not a curated record
UAAUUACCCAUCGCUGCCAACGUUUAUGGGAAAGAAGAAGGGUUCAAAACUGGCAAAUGAACUUAGUUCACCUGGGUCAGCAAACGUUCCUAAGCAUGCUGUGAUAGUCAUGGAUGGCCUCAAGGAAUUCACCACGGAGCUGUUGGAAUGGGUGCUUGAAAACAUCAUAGCUUCCGGUCACAUAGUCACCCUCCUUGGUUUCAUGCCCUGGUUGAACAUCCCUUUGUUUUCGAAGACCUGGCAAGAUGUUUGGAUGCUGGAGUUCGAGCACUUGUCUCUUAUAAAAGAGAAGAACGAGUGGAAGAAUGAUGCCAAAUAUCUAAAGCUCCAAGCAGUGCUGGACCUUUGCAGAAAACAUGGGGUGGUGCCUCAGAAAGAGAUCGUAAUGGGGUAUCCCCUCCCAUUGCUCGUUGUCGAAAGAAUUAUAAGCCUUCGUGCAACAUGGGUUGUUUUCGACAGUAACCGGGAACUGAGAAAGAACAGGGAAUUCUUUGCUGAAAAAAUACCCUGCAAUAUGGUAAUGAUGAGUGAGGAAGGGGACAUGGACAUGAUCAAAGGGCGUCCCAUGAUUGAUAGUGGAGAGCACACUCCUAGUGAUCAAUCUCCAGGCUCGUUGGCUCCUACUCCGCUGGUGAUUUAUUCUGAACCUUUGAAACGAAUUCUGGAGGAGAAGGAGCUAGAUAUAGACGAUGAUGAUUAGUUCUUCCUCGAGUCACUGAUGAUAUAACCUGAGCAAAGAUAUAUGGUACAACUCCGCGUAGGAUGUAAACGUGACAAGGCUAUGGCCUAUGGCUUUGUUUUUUCAGCCAACCAGAGUUAUACUUACCCCGCCCCCUUCCAAACUAGUUUAUUUUCCCCUUUUCUCUGAACAUUUUCUUCUGCAAUAAUA